GAACACCGGUGGGACCCUCUUGCUGAAUCAUUCAUCUACUUCUCCUCUUUACUCAUCAAACAGUAAUCUUCAAUUAAUCUAAUUCAUCAUGUCCCUAUCGCCAAUCGACAUCAUCUCCUCAUCCUCCUACCCAAUUCCAGAGCGGUUCGAGCGAGGACGGAUCGAUUCGAAUAUUCUGUAUGGCGGUCUUACUUUGGUCCAGAAUGAGGAUACAACAAGACCGUCGACUCCGAAAGCCAAGUCAAAAAGAGAUACGAAUAAACAGGGUACUAGCAAAUCCAACGAUACUAAAGUCUCGAAACGGAAACGAGGUCGGCCUCGAGUCUUGGAUAAAGAUGAAAAUGCCGCCGAGAGACGGAGAACACAAAUCCGACUUGCUCAACGCGCAUACCGUUCGCGCAAAGAAGCUACUAUUUCAUCCCUCAGCCAACGCCUUUCAGUCCUUGACGCCGCUAUUCGGGAGAUGAAUGUCUCGGUAGGGAACUUUCGUAAUGUUCUCGUUGGUUCGGGCUUAUUGCUGCAACAAACACCCGUGACGUACGGAUUCCAGAAACUUUUGCAGAAGUCGGAUGCGCUUAUGAAGCUUGCGAAGGAAAGCAGUGAUUAUGCGACUGCCAAUGGUUCGCCUGUAGACGAAUCUGCGAGUAACCAUUCAUCUUUGGGGGAAGGGGGCGAUGCAUUGCUUAUGAAGCAAUCGCCCCAGAUCAGCGAGGAUCUGGAGGAGUUCAAUUUCCUAUUAUAUGGAGCCAACGAUAAUGCAUCGUCGAUGGACGUCGGGUCGCUUUUUCAGGGUUAUGAUCUGGACACUGUCAACCAGCAACAACCACCUACUACACAGACGGAUGAUCCGGGAAUGCAAAUGAUAUCCUCCUACUCGACGACAGAAUCAUAUCCCAAUUCGACCUCAUGGCUUCAGCACAACAUUAUGCCUACACCAUUAACAUAUAGCCACAACGAAUCGUCACUGGCGCGACGUCUAGCCAGACAGUGCGCCGAAUACGGCUACCGAUUACUCACAGAUCCAAAUACAGACCCAAAAGAUAUAUUAUAUACAUACCGAUUUUCGUUGUCCUUCAGGAGUAAACAGGCUCUUACAGAGCGGUUUUGGAACGCCAUAACCAGUGCCACACUCACACCGAACGCCGUCUCCAGUUCCAGUUCCAGUUCCAACUCCAGCGCAAAUACAAGUUAUUCAACUACUCCGCGAUACACCCUCGGAAAUGCAGGUAUGCAUUACUCCCGCCUUCUACCUGGGAAUCAGACACCGCCCACAGCAACGACAAAUCUAUACCCAUUCUCGAAAUUCAUCGGUCCAUGGCCCUUCCAUCAAGGGGCUUUAUCUCAUGAUUGCACUACCCUCGAAGAAAUCGUCGCCGCGCGAGGAAUGGGCGGGGAAUGGUUCGAUAGUAAUGAUGUCGAGGGCUAUAUUCGCGAAAAGGGUAUUCAUGUUAAUACACAUGCUAGUUUUGUGACGUUACCGGAAUCAUCGGUGAAUCUGUUGGAGCAUCUCAAUGAGAAUGAGAAUGAGCGGCGGGGAGAUUUGAUAGAUCCGUCUUUGAAGUCUGUGACUUUGUCGUCGCAGGAUGUUUCCAAGGAUACGAAGACGAAGAAAAAGCGACAGUCGACGGUUAUAUUCGAUGUUGAUAUGUUCCUCAAAGAACUUAUAUCCAGAGGAGUCUGCCUCGCUGAUAAAGCGGGAUAUCGCAAAGAGGAUGUCGAGGAGUGUUUCAGGAUUUCUUGUUAUUCCGUUGCUUGA
Talaromyces stipitatus ATCC 10500 is the source of this 1756-nucleotide messenger RNA. RefSeq lists its product as uncharacterized. The record is from RefSeq and is a predicted model, not a curated record. Gene Ontology annotation, molecular function: DNA-binding transcription factor activity. Bases 89 to 1756 code for a protein of 555 amino acids. NCBI's taxonomy places the organism in Eukaryota, Fungi, Ascomycota, Eurotiomycetes, Eurotiales, Trichocomaceae. The transcript has 3 exons. Gene Ontology annotation, biological process: regulation of DNA-templated transcription.